UCAUGCAGUGAGCAAGCUGCAAGAAAAGAAGAGGACGCGGCUCCCUGCUCCAGUGUUUCCCCAAAUUUUAUUGAGUCCAAGCACAUCCAGUGGUACCUCCGGUGAAGUGCGAGAUGGUGGCAGCCAACUUCACAACAAGCAGCAGUUUGGCAACUAUCUCUCAGGACCCGAAGUGGGCGAUCAACAUCAACUCCGUCCUCAAAAAGGCCCAGCAGAGGAUGUACUUCCUGCGGCUUUUGAGAAAGCACGGCCUGCCGCGGGAGUUGCUGAGGCGGUUCUACACAGCGGUCAUCGAAUCAGUCCUGUGUUCUUCCAUCACAGUCUGGUUGGGCGCUGCUACAAAAAAGGACAAAUCCCGACUGCAACGGACAAUCAAAACUGCUGAAAAGAUUGUCGGUACCCCCUUACCCACCCUUGAGGACUUGCACGCUGCCAGAACUAAGACAAGAGCGUGCAAAAUCCUAUAUAAUAUGAGAACAUGGAUCUGGAACCAGUUUGAAGGAGCAAGAAUGGUAUCGAUUUUGCAAUUGUUGGGCGAGAGCGACGUCUUUGCGGUGACUCAUCAAAACAACGCAAUGUCAUCUGUGAUUUUCUCCAUCUUUCAUGAUCUCGGGAAUCGGCAGUAUCACCACUCAAGACGGCCCAAAAGUACUCGUCACGCCGGAACUCAAGCUAAUGUCACUGCCGUCUUCAUCACGGUGGAAUACAGCGGAAGUUCGAUGGGCGUCUUUGAAUGUUUCACGGUAUUCUGCUCCGGCGGAGUGGGAGCCGCACACGAUAAUGACGACACCAUCCCUGCCCCUGCCGCCGCCCGUUGCUCUGAGAGAACGCUCACCUGAGCGACGACCACCGGGCUGCCAGGGCGAUAAUGUGAACCUCUCGGGGAGAAGAUAACAGCCACCCCCCUUCCACCGAUAAUUGUUCAGAUGCACAAACACACCAGGCCGGGGGCACACAGCGAGACACUUGUGUUGCCAUAGGAACUUCACCACACACACACACACUCACGCAGAGUUCAAUGAAUGUGCAACCCCCACUGUGUACUUUGUCCAGAUGAGAAGUUUCAACAUGGAGAGUUGAUGUAAGGAGAAAGCAGAACAUGCAUACAAAUCAUUUUGAUGCCAAGUCAAAUUGCAGAAAUAUAAGAAACACCUUUUGCCACUGGUCUGUUUGACUGGUUUUACUGGGAGACGAACGUGUCGUGACGAUCACACAGCAUUUUCUAAUUUAUUGCUGAUCAUCUGGGUUCGCUCAGUUCACUUAAGCAGACGCGUUGAACCUUGCCGAACAAAUGAAACCGGUUUCGUGUGUUGCAGAAGGCCGACUAUUAGUUUACCACUUGCGCCCCCGUCUGGUGCAUCUAAAUCAGUUAGAAUAUUGUAUGAAACAAUGUCUUUCAAUAGUUCAAUUCAUAAAGUGAUACUAGGUUCUAUUUUAUUACUUUACUGUGUUAGAAUUAUUUAUAUUCUAUCUAUCUAUGUCUGUACAUAGCCAUAUAUAUAUAUAGUACAGUUAUAAGUAUCAGCAUUUAUGUAAUCGUCAACAGAUUCGUAAAAAUAAUAAAAAUAACACCACAAUAUGACAGUGAACAAUGUUAGAAAGUUACUCUCAAAAUAUUUGUUUUGUUUUUAGAUAUUGUUUCGUCAUUGAACAUGAAAAAGAAGGUGAAAACAGAAACAGUAAUAUUACCAAUACAGUGGUGCCUUGAAAUAUAAGCUUAAUUCGUUCCGUGACCACACUCGUAACUUAAAGCACUUGCAUCUCAAAUCAUCUUUUCCCGUUGAAAUAAAUUCAAAUGCCAUUAAUACGUUCCAGCCUCCCAAAAAACUUUGAAACUUGUUUUUACUGAGAAAAAUGGCACUCUAUAAUAUUAGACUUUAUAAAAGCAUUGUAAUGGCAUACUGCCUCAUUUUCAUUGGCUGUUGUACUGCUCCUUCUGGUGUGUGUACCUUGGCCACCUGGGGGCAGUAUAAUACAGCGAAACUGUUAUGCGUGGAGAUGGUCUGUAAGCCACAGUAAUAUUAGUCAUUCUUCGCAGAGGAUAGCGGAAUAUAUGCCUGUAACUAUUGAUAUAUUAUCUGUCUACAUGUGUCGCUACACUGUUUGUGUUCAAAUAUCCGUUGCUUGAAGAGUUUUAACACCGCGUCACUGAUCCAUUAUACAAUAUGUUAGGAUUAACCUAGUGGACUUUAAGGCAAUGUUAUGUGCUUGUUUUACAACCCCAAUUCCAAUGAAGAUGGGACGUUGUGUUAAACAUAAAUAAAAACAGAAUACAAUGAUUUGCAAAUCAUGUUCAACCUAUAUUUAA
Phyllopteryx taeniolatus (common seadragon) is the source of this 2308-nucleotide messenger RNA. RefSeq lists its product as uncharacterized. The coding region runs from base 114 to 839 and encodes 241 amino acids. The record is from RefSeq and is a predicted model, not a curated record. The transcript has 3 exons. NCBI's taxonomy places the organism in Eukaryota, Metazoa, Chordata, Actinopteri, Syngnathiformes, Syngnathidae. Gene Ontology annotation, molecular function: methyltransferase activity; 2-oxoglutarate-dependent dioxygenase activity.